AUGGCCCAGUCCCUGUGCCCUCCGCUCUCUGAGUCCUGGAUGCUCGCGGCAGGCUGGGGCCCAGCUCAGCCGCCGCCGGCCGCCGACGCGGACUGCGGCUGCUCCCCCGCUUCGUCCCCGGACUCUUGGGGCAGCGUCCCGGCCUGCAGCCCCGUGCCGAGCCCCAGGAGCUCGGCCACCCGCGCCGCCCUCCGCGCCCCGGCAGCGGGGAGGCGAGGCGCGCGGGGCGGCCGCCUGGGCGCCGGGCAGCGGCAGAGCGCCAGCGAGCGCGAGAAGCUGCGCAUGCGCACGCUCGCCCGCGCCCUCCACGAGCUGCGCCGCUUCCUGCCUCCGUCUGUGGCGCCCGCCGGCCAGAGCCUGACCAAGAUCGAGACGCUGCGCCUGGCCAUCCGCUACAUCGGACACCUGUCGGCCGUGCUGGGCCUCAGCGACGACAGCCUGCAGCGCCGGCGCCGGCAACGCGGCGACGCGGCGCCCCCUCGGGGCUGCGCGCUGUGCCCCGACGGCGGCCCCGCGGAGGCGCAGACGCGAGGCUGCUGCUCCGGCCCGGCCGCCGGCGCCGCGGUGUCCUGGGGGUCCCCGCCCGCCCGCCCCGGAGCCCUGGCAGCGCCCGAGCUGCGCGACCCUCCGGUGCUUUACGACCGCGGGGCGGCGUGCCCGGAAGGACCGGCGAUGGAGCCGAGCCCCUCAUCCCCGCUCUUUCCCGGCGACGUACUGGCCCUGCUGGAGACCUCGAUGCCCCUCUUGCCCCUGGAGUGGCCGCCGGCCUGAGAAGUUGAAGUGACGGCGAACAUCUGGCGCCCAAUUCUGUGAGCACCGACGCCUUUUUGGCCUCCGCGCCUUGGGAGCGGUCCCUCUCCAGACUCCCUUUCCUGAAAGAGGGCACCGGAGAUACCGGCAUGGGCGUCGCGGAAAGUGAGAGCCGGCCCCCACCUAGGACGGGCUUCCGCAACCCCUCCCGCGAUGGAGGGGCUCAGAGGGUAGACACUUGGAGACAGGCAGGAGGUCUGCCUAGUAUGUAUUUAUUUAUUUGUGAAUAAACUCUGUGCUGGUGUCA
Molecule: messenger RNA, 1057 nt
Organism: Capra hircus (goat)
Lineage: Eukaryota; Metazoa; Chordata; Mammalia; Artiodactyla; Bovidae
Gene: MESP1
Product: mesoderm posterior bHLH transcription factor 1
Exons: 2
Coding region: 1-771 (256 amino acids)
Biological process (GO): heart morphogenesis; regulation of transcription by RNA polymerase II; somite rostral/caudal axis specification
Cellular component (GO): nucleus
Molecular function (GO): RNA polymerase II cis-regulatory region sequence-specific DNA binding; protein dimerization activity; DNA-binding transcription factor activity, RNA polymerase II-specific
Source: RefSeq, a predicted model, not a curated record